AUGCAAUUUACACUUAACUACAUCCAGAACAAACCCGCUGCAAUCGACGGAGCCGUCACCCUUAUUAAGGUGGAGCUUCAAGACCUUAGAGGGAAGUUGAAGAAUAGUAAUAAUGAUGACGUCAUUGAAAGGCUGGAAGACUUGAAAAACAAUGGUCUUGUGAAUGGUGACUGGCCAGUUAACGGUAAACCUCUCAGUGGUCUUGGGAAAAUCGAGAGUGACCUCAGCGCUGAAUUAAAAACUUUAAAGGAUCAACCAAACGCAAUUGACACAGCUAUACGCCAUAUUAAGGCUGAACUCGGAAGAAUUGGAAUUAAGUUAAAUUCAUUCGUGAUGAGUGAUGACCUCACUGACCAGUUGGAAAGAUUAGCAAAGUAUAUUGGAAAAAGUAAAAAUGGAUUUAGUGUUGAUCUCGUGAUCAUUCAAAAGGCAAUUAAGGCGCUCCAAUCCGGUAAGUUCAGCACUGAACCAAAAGCCAUAGAAGAUGCCAACGAAGCAAUCAAACUAGAACUUAAAGAACUCCAAGGUGAGUUGCAAGGCGACAAGCCAGGCAACGAUGUGAUUAACACGCUGAAAGAUUUGCAGACCAAUGGACUAAGUGGCGGUGACUGGAAAAAAGAUGCAAAUACAAAAGGCCUCACAAAAAUUAAUAGUGAACUUCAGCAUCAACAAAUUACGUUGAACGGCCAACCCGGCAACAUUGACCAAGGCGUCCAACAAAUCACCGAUGAGCUUAACAGCCUUAGAGAGACGUUGGAAAAUCAAGUCACCGAUAAGCUGAGAAAGCUGAAAGACCAUGGUCUUAAUGACGGCGGAAACAACUGGACACUUAACGGCGAUGCAGACAAAGGCCUCACUAAAAUCACCACAGACAUCGAGGCCAUAAAAACCAGGGACGUCGACCAAGUGAAGGAGAAACUAAAGGAGCUGUGCACGGCGAUUAGAAUGGAGGCCAACGAGUUAAGCAGGGACUUAAAGCGUCUGAAAGGUGACGGCCUUACUGAGCUGACUGGCAUCAAAAACAGACUCAGUGAUCUGCUGAGCGAGCAGGUGAGGGGUGUGAUAAGAGAGCUUAAAGGCUUUCUAAAAUUCCUCGACAACGGCAAGGCGCAAAUAAUCCGUGACCUCACACAAUUCGUCGACCAGGAACUCAAGGCAGCCGAAGAGACAUUGAUCAAAGAGGCACGCCGGCAGUAUGUCUCCAACAUCAAGGAGGCGCUGAAGGCCUUCGCUUCCAAGGUGGAGGAAGAAUUAACUCCCUUACCCCCGUUGAUAACCGAGGAUCUGCAGAUAGGGUAUAAAGGGUUUGUGAAACAGGUUGAAGGCGGAAAAGGCGUGAACAUUAAUAGGCUCAAAGAUGUGAAAAGCAGGGAACUUCAAGCACUGUCCUCCGCGUUCGCGCACUUUUUCGGGCCACUCAACGAGCAUCUCCGUAAGGAGAUUGAGAGACUGAAGAAGCAUGGUGAUGACGAGAAAAAUCCUUCACUGCCGAAAUCUCAGGACCCUUACGUUCCCUUGCUUGACGCUGUGCACAGCGAUCUUAACAGCCUGCUCAAUUAUCUUUGCGAGACACAGAGCUUCGACCACAGACUCCAAGCGCUGCUCCACAGCCUCACCGACGCGCUGAGUCACCUGCGACCUGAGAGCUUCGCCAGGCCCUCAAGUCCCCUACUGGACGGCCUGGUGGGGGGGCUCACACAGUUCGCCGCCGAGUUCACAUGUGCGUACGUCUCCGCCUACGCCGGCGCACAGUUCACCGCUGACGAAGGUGAGAAGUGCGCCAAGGUCUUUCUCACCCUGCUGCCCACACUGUGCGACGCCUUCACCAGGCUGGCGGAGCAGUGCGGCAAAGGCGGUGCUGCAGGCUGGAGGGACUUGAAGAUUGAUUCAACCAGUAAACUCGGCGCUUUCUUCCACCGCUGCGGCUACAAGGUCUCCACCUCCCACACUCAGCAGGACGGCGAGCUGCGCGACGACUGCAACGGCCACGACGUGUAUGUCCUGGUCAGCCAGAAGAUUGAGGAGACAGAGAACAACGCACACCUCAAAAAAUGCCUCUCCCUCACACACGCCUGUAAUCUCUUACAGCUCCUCAAAUGCCUCUGCACGCACCUCCAGCAGUACUACAGGACGUGCCACCUGAAGGUGCAUCCCUCACCCCGGCCGCCGUGUUCCAUCUACGAGAUGCUUCAAUGGUGCUGCGGUCUCCCGCACAACGCCGUGUACCUGAGCGUCACUCAUGAUGCCCUGCCCUCGCUGUUCGAGGCGCCGGACGAGCAGGACUCUGCGGACUCCGACGUGCCCUUGAUGAACCUCAGCAGCCUGGCGCUGGAGGCCCACCCGCAGAACGUAACACCGGCGUCCCUCACCGACGCACUCACGGAGGUGUGCCACACGUCGCAUUCAGUGCUCACCACGUUACUAGGCUUCGGCCAUGCCGGAGGCAUCUACGCCGUGGACUUCAACACAAACCCGGCAGGCCUGCUGUAUCCCUCUGACUUUGACGCGCUGCUCUGCCUGCUGUACGACGUCAUCAAACGCCUCCACCACCAGCUGUAUUUCCUCUACCGCCGGUGCCUUUACAACGCCCGGCACGGCGGAUGGCUCGACUGCUGGUACGGCCGGGGCGUCGGUGGCUCAGCGUGGAGGUGCAACACCAUGCUGUGUGCCAACCAAAUGUGUGACCAACAGUGCAACCAAACACACAACCAAAUAUGUAACCAACAGUGUGACCACCAUCCCAAGUGCGGCGUCAAGUCGCCGCUCCAGUCGUUCCUCGAGGACGGCCUUGUGGGCUUCCUGCCGCAUGACGUGUCGGCAGAUGGCACCUGUGUCACGUGCUCCGGCUGUGACACUACGUCGCCCGGCCUGCCGUGCAAGACGCCCAUGGGCCUCUCCAACAUUACCAGGCUGGCCUCCCGUGCGUGCCCAGGCAGAGCCAUCAUGGACGUCCUCGGCGCCUUCUGCGGCGGCGCAUCGUCGCCCCUCACCAGGCUCUGCGGCUACCUGGAAUGCCUCCUCACCCGCCCGCCACGGACGCCAGACGACCUGUUCGCCUUCUUCUUCAACCUCACAAAUGAGUGGAACACAAGCGUUGAGCACCGUAAGGCGGCCUUCGAGGACGCCGUCGGCGACGCGUGCUUCUGGCAGCGGGGCGUCACACUGGACGUCUCUGCAAUCUUCGGCACCAGUGACCAUCGUUCCGUCACCAACAUGCCGCACCUCACCGGAGACCUCUUCUCUCUCGUCGAGUGCAACGGCAGUCCAGGCUCCGCUCCGUCACACCCCUGCGGUCCCUACCUCAAGCCACUCGGCCACGACGUCCGCGCCACCUUCGCCAAGGAACACGCCCGCCUCUACCUCUCGUGGAUAGUCUACCUCACGGAGACUUUCUACGACCUGCUCUGUUCACUACUCCGAGACUGCGAGCGCAACUGCGCCGACGCCACGUCCACCUGCCACGCCAGGAGCUGCGCCAACGACUGCACAGCCAAGCGACGACGGAUGGCUCAUGGCUCCAAGCACCAUGAUUCAUGCCCCUCCAUCGUGGACUGCGACUCUACUACGCCCACACUCUUCCAGUACGGCUUCGUGCUCAAAGACGUCCACACCCUCGCCGGAUCCACCAGCGGCCACCAAGGCAAGCGGACCUGCCAGGAUCUCUGCACGGCACUGCAAGUCGCCGUCAAGCAAAUGAAUCCUCUCCACAGGCUAGCGCACGAGACAAUCCCCGAGUACCUCUAUCGCAUCCGUGCCCCCUUCCUCUUCACCCUGUUCACACUCUGGCUCACCGCCACUCUCUACAUCGCCCACUCCCUCCUCUACCGCAUGGACGUUAUGCACAUACGAUCCCACCUACUCACCACCAGGGCAUCCCACCUCAUCGACGUCAAGGCGCUGCUCGCCGGCAGCCGCAGGAUGCUCUCACUCUACAAGGACGUCGAUUACUUCGACGACGACUUUCACUCAUGA
This is a messenger RNA of Babesia ovata, 3972 nucleotides long. RefSeq lists its product as uncharacterized. The transcript has a single exon. Bases 1 to 3972 code for a protein of 1323 amino acids. NCBI's taxonomy places the organism in Eukaryota, Apicomplexa, Aconoidasida, Piroplasmida, Babesiidae. The record is from RefSeq and is a predicted model, not a curated record.